UGUAUUUCGCUUUUUAUGUUUCAUCUGCUUUGGGAUUGACAACAUGAGAGUUUAUAUUGCGCUCACGCUUAUGUCUUUUACUGCGCGCUUUGGAGUGUCCCAGUAUCUUCUGCGGGUGCGUCCAUCUCCCAGUGAUCACCUGCCCGUGCUGGAUCUGAAGGAGGACUUAAACCGCGAUGGGGAACCCUCUGAGGAAGAUCUCUCUGUGCCAAACCUGAAAGGCAAACUUGGAGACAGUUUUGAUUCCACUCGAAUGUCUAUCGGUCCACCGACUCAUGGAAAUCUAUCCCUAAAACAUUCACGCAUCAGUCUCACUGGACACAUGCCGCGUGAACUGAGAAAGCUGAACUUGAAUGACCGCAUGUACGGCCAACGUCUCAAAAUAAACAAAAUAAACCGUCAGAAAUUCCGCAGGUGGCUCUGGGCACACACGUAUUGCCCCGUCUUGCCAGUCUGGAAGGACCUCGGGGUGCGCUUCUGGCCACGUUACAUCAAAGAAGGACGUUGCACUCGCAAAUAUUCAUGCUCUGUACCAAAGGGAAUGUACUGCAAGCCUAAUCGAUCCGUUCACGUGACGCUUCUUCGGUGGCGUUGCCAAGGCUCUUCCAAGCUCCGGCGUUGCUACUGGAUCCACGUACAGUAUCCCGUAAUCUCCCAGUGUGAGUGUUCGUGCUGAACACCAUUGGCUGUCUGAAAUAUAAAACAUGUUAAAAUACAUUGCUGCAGAGCUGACGGUGGAUGGUGACUUGCAAUAAAUGAAGCACAAGAGCCACUAUUCCUUGUAAAAAAUACUUACUGUCAGCAUCAUAUGAAUCAUAUCAUAUGAAUCGGCCUUUAAAUGUGUCUCAAGUCAAGAUGGUUCACAUUACAAAGAAGUUGGGAAUGCAUGGUGUCUAUGUCAAUAUUUGUUUAGUGUAAACUUGUUAAUAUUUUUGUAGGUUCACCUAUUGUAAUGCAUGGUAAUCAUUGCCAUAGAAUAAUAUGGCCAAGUAUU
This is a messenger RNA of Alosa sapidissima (American shad), 994 nucleotides long. RefSeq names its product noggin 5 (gene nog5). NCBI's taxonomy places the organism in Eukaryota, Metazoa, Chordata, Actinopteri, Clupeiformes, Clupeidae. The record is from RefSeq and is a predicted model, not a curated record. The transcript has a single exon. Gene Ontology annotation, biological process: dorsal/ventral pattern formation; negative regulation of BMP signaling pathway; osteoblast differentiation. Bases 44 to 676 code for a protein of 210 amino acids.